This is a messenger RNA of Octopus sinensis (East Asian common octopus), 2634 nucleotides long. RefSeq names its product ESF1 homolog. Gene Ontology annotation, molecular function: RNA binding. Lineage: Eukaryota; Metazoa; Mollusca; Cephalopoda; Octopoda; Octopodidae. The transcript has 16 exons. Gene Ontology annotation, biological process: rRNA processing. Gene Ontology annotation, cellular component: nucleus. The coding region runs from base 190 to 2619 and encodes 809 amino acids. The record is from RefSeq and is a predicted model, not a curated record.
GACAUAUGUUUCGACAAAAAAAUUAAUAUUGUAUUUUUUUUUAUCAACUGUAAUUAAAAACAAUUAUAAACAGCUGAUUCUCCUUCCUCCGAAAAUACGGCUAUGUAAAUUUUAACAGAAAUUUGUCAAAAGCAUCUUUAAACGAUUCCGUGUUAGUAACACGUGUUGGAGAAUCAACAUCAACGAAACAUGGCAGAUGAACGGUUCUCUCAUAUUUCUAAGGAUCCUCGCUUUCGAGCUGUUCCAGUGAAAGAGAGGAAAGUUAAAAUAGAUCAACGUUUCCAGACUAUGUUUAAAGAUGAACGCUUUAACUAUAAAUAUAGACUUGACAAGCGUGGUCGCCCAUUCCGCAGCAGUACCAGUGAGAAUCUUCGACGUUACUACGAUCUGUCAGACGACUCGACUGAUGAAUCUGAUGAAGAUGAAACACUUCCGGAUAAUACUAAGGUAAAACAGAAAAUAUCAAAGCAGAAAAAUGAAGUUGCUGCCAACAAGUUAAAAUCUAAAAAGGGUAUUCCAGAUAAUUCUGAAGUCUUGGAAAAAAUGAAGAACAGUAAUUUGAAUGAUAAACAAAAGUCACCAGUUCUUGUCGAAAGUGAAAAGGAAAGGAAAUCUUCUCAUUUAAAAGAACCAAGUAAAAAGGACAUUAAAGAAGAAUGUGAUGACGAUGAUGAUGAUGCUGACCAUGGUGAUGAGGAUGACAGUGAUGAUGCGGAGGAAGAUGAUGCUGACCAUGAUGAUGAAGAUGACAGUGAUGAUGCUGAGGAAGAUGAUGAUGAUGAUGAUGAUGAUGACCAGGAUGAAUCAGGUUUAGAAAAUGGUCAAGAUUUGGCUCGAGGCAUCGGUAAUGAAAGUAGCUCAUCAGAUGAUUCUGAUUUUGACUCACUAGAUGAAAAGGCAGGAGCUGAAAAUAUUAUCCAUGAUUGGGGUGAAAUGGAUAAAGAUGCUGUUUUGGCUUCGGAAAGUUCUUCUCGGUUAGCAAUUUGCAACAUGGACUGGGAAAAUAUCACAGCAGCUGAUCUUUUCAUUGUACUCAAUUCUUUUAAACCACCACAAGGUGCUGUCCUUUCGGUUAAGAUCUAUCCAUCAGAGUUUGGACUGAAGAGAAUGGAAGAGGAAAACCGGAAAGGCCCAAUUGAACUUGCUGAAAUAGUAAAAGACUUGUCAGAUGAUGAGAACAAUGACAGCGAAGCCAAAGAAGGAAAUACUUUCCAUAAUGAAAAGUUACGUCAAUAUGAAAUAACUCGAAUGAAAUAUUAUUAUUCUGUGGUUGAAUGUGAUUGUGAGGACACUGCCAAUUAUCUUUAUAAUGAACUUGAUGGCAGUGAAUAUGAACAAAGUAGGACCAGCUUUGAUAUGCGAUUUAUACCUGCUGAUAUGGAAUUUACUGAGACUGCUCGGGAUGUUUGCACUGAGAUGCCUUCCAAAGACCAAUACAAACCAAACCAAUUUGUGAACAAUGCUAUGAGUGCCUCUACGGUGUCUCUGAGCUGGGAUGAAACGAAUCGCCACAGAGUAGAACUCACCACGCAAACAUUUUCCAAGAAACAAGAUGUGAUAAUGGAUGACUUCAAAGCUUAUUUGGCUUCAAGUUCUGAUGACACUGAAAAUGAAGGACUUGAUGCCAUAGGAAGUGACAGUGAUGACCAUUCUGGUAAGAGUGAUAGUGAAAACGAAGAAGGAAGAGAAGCGAAAAUGAACAAAUAUAAAAAGUUGCUUGAAGCUGCCACAGAAAACAUGAAAAAGAAGCGAGGAAAUGUUGAAAUGGAAAUAACAUGGGAGCCAGGCCUAAAAGAAAAGACUGAAGGCCUUCUCAAGCAAAGAAGUAAGAAACAGACUACAACUCCCUGGUUGGAUUACCUUGACAAAGUAAAAACAAAACGGAAAGAGAAAAAAUCUGCACGAAAGGCUGCUGCUAAAAAGGAAACUUCUGAGGAGAAAACCCUGUUCAGUGAUGAUGAUAUGCCCUCUGAUGUAGACUUAAACGAUCCUUAUUUCAGCAGUGAACUUAAAACUGACAGCAAUAAAAAAUCUAAAACUCAAAAGAAAAAAGAGAAGAAAAAGAAGAAACUUGCUGAAGAUAGUACUGAAAACCUGACGGAACAAGAAAUCGAGCUUAAAAAACAAGAGAAGGAAGAACUUGCUUUGCUGAUGGCUGAUGAUAAUGAUAAUGAGGAGAAGAGUAAGCACCACUUUGAUUUUGAAGACUAUAUCGAAGGAAAAAAAGUAGACAAAAAGAAAAAGUCCAAGAAGAAGAAACUGAAGCAGCAGAAAUCAAAAACAGAUGAUGAUUUCAAGAUUGAUGUAAAUGAUAAACGGUUUGAAGCAGUUUUCACAUCUGGUCACUAUAAUAUUGAUAAAUCUGCUCCUGACUAUAAGAAGAGUGCUGGAAUGGAGGAGUUGAUUGAAGAGAAACUUCGGCGGCGCUAUAACGAAAGAACACAAACACCCACAAAACGCAAGAAUUCCAGUGGUAUUUCAGGCUCUUCUGAAAAUUAUUCACAGAUGAAUGCCACAAAUUCACACUCAACUGGUGAACAAUCUUUAGACAGUCUUGUUCGGUCAAUAAAAUCAAAAGUGUCUAAUUUACACAAUUCUAAAAAGAAGAAAAUAAAAUAAUAUUCCUAAAAUUUA